Molecule: messenger RNA, 600 nt
Organism: Cornus florida
Lineage: Eukaryota; Viridiplantae; Streptophyta; Magnoliopsida; Cornales; Cornaceae
Exons: 1
Coding region: 1-600 (199 amino acids)
Source: RefSeq, a predicted model, not a curated record
AUGGGUAUCAUCAGAGACCAUACCAUGUUCUACAAACAUGGUGAGGAAGGGAAAAUUGCCGUUUUAAUUGUGUAUGUGGAUGAUAUAAUUUUGACAGGUGAUGACAUUGAAGAGUUAACCAGACUGAAGAAGAAACUUGCUAAAGAUUUUGAAGUCAAAGAUCUGGGAGCAUUAAAAUACUUCCUUGGAAUGGAAUUUGUCAGGUCAAGAGAAGGAAUUUUCGUGAAUCAACGAAAAUAUGUACUUGAUUUGCUUAAUGAGAGAGGACUACUCGGGUGUAAAGCUGCUAACACUCCAAUUGAAGUUAACUUGAAGUUAGAAGCUGCCGAACCUAAGAAUAUGGUUGAUCGUGAAAGAUAUCAGAGAUUGGUGGGAAGACUGAUUUACUUAUCUCACACACGCCCAGAUAUAGCAUUUGCAGUCAGUAUGGUGAGUCAGUUCAUGCACUCUCCUGAAUCGGAACACUUUGAAGUAGUGUACAGGAUUCUGAGGUACUUAAAGGGCUCACCGGGUAAAGGACAUAUGUUCAGGAAACAAGGUCAUUUGCAAGUUGAGGUGUACGCAGAUGCUGAUUGGGCAGGCAGUAUAGUUGAUAGAUGA